Molecule: messenger RNA, 5484 nt
Organism: Lagopus leucura (white-tailed ptarmigan)
Lineage: Eukaryota; Metazoa; Chordata; Aves; Galliformes; Phasianidae
Gene: SPOPL
Product: speckle type BTB/POZ protein like
Exons: 11
Coding region: 213-1391 (392 amino acids)
Biological process (GO): proteasome-mediated ubiquitin-dependent protein catabolic process; regulation of proteolysis
Cellular component (GO): nucleus; cytoplasm
Molecular function (GO): ubiquitin protein ligase binding
Source: RefSeq, a predicted model, not a curated record
GGAGCCGCGGCGUACCGGCGGUGAGCUCGGCGCGGUUCGGUGCGGGCAGCGAUGCGGCUCCGCUCCCGUCUGACCUCGUCUCUUCCUCCAGCCGUCGGCCGUCGGUGACCGCCACGCCUUCCCCCGCCUCGGCGCUAUGAGAGCCUCCGCGCUCCGAAGAAUUGCUGAAGUUUGGAUUGCUGUUUAGAUACUACAACCUGCAGUAAGUGGCAAUGUCAAGGGUUCCCACCCCACCUCCUCCUGGGGAGAUGUCCAGUGGACCUGUGGCUGAAAGCUGGUGUUACACACAGGUCAAAGUAGUGAAAUUUUCCUACAUGUGGACCAUUAAUAACUUCAGUUUCUGCCGAGAAGAGAUGGGUGAAGUUUUAAAGAGUUCUACAUUUUCAUCAGGGCCAAAUGACAAAAUGAAGUGGUGCCUGAGAGUGAAUCCAAAGGGAUUAGAUGAUGAAAGCAAAGACUACUUGUCAUUGUACUUGCUUUUAGUCAGUUGUCCAAAAAGUGAAGUCAGAGCAAAAUUCAAAUUUUCACUGCUGAAUGCGAAAAGGGAAGAAACUAAAGCAAUGGAAAGCCAAAGAGCGUAUCGGUUUGUGCAAGGCAAGGAUUGGGGUUUUAAGAAGUUUAUCCGAAGAGAUUUUUUACUAGAUGAAGCUAAUGGUCUUUUACCGGAUGACAAGCUGACCUUAUUUUGUGAGGUAAGCGUGGUCCAAGACUCGGUAAAUAUAUCAGGACAGUCUAACACAAACACUUUGAAGGUACCUGAAUGUCGACUAGCAGAAGAUUUAGGGAAUCUCUGGGAAACAACAAGAUUUACAGACUGCAGUUUUUACGUAGGAGGACAAGAAUUCAAAGCACAUAAGUCUGUCCUUGCAGCACGAUCUCCAGUUUUUAAUGCAAUGUUUGAACAUGAAAUGGAAGAAAGCAAAAAGAACCGUGUGGAAAUAAAUGAUGUAGACCCUGAAGUUUUUAAAGAAAUGAUGAGAUUCAUUUACACAGGAAAAGCACCAAACCUUGAAAAAAUGGCUGACAAUUUGUUGGCAGCGGCAGACAAAUAUGCACUGGAACGGCUGAAGGUCAUGUGUGAGGAAGCACUCUGUAGUAACCUCUCGGUAGAAAAUGUUGCUGACAUCCUUAUCCUCGCAGAUUUGCACAGCGCUGAACAGUUAAAAGCACAAGCAAUAGACUUUAUUAACAGGUGCAGUGUUCUUAGACAACUUGGGUGUAAAGAUGGGAAAAACUGGAAUAGCAACCAAGCAACAGACAUAAUGGAAACAGCAGGCUGGAAGUCCAUGAUCCACUCCCACCCUCACUUAGUAGCAGAGGCCUUUCGUGCACUCGCGUCUGCACAGUGUCCACAGUUUGGCAUUCCACGCAAACGGCUAAAACAGUCCUGAAAUCUUCCAUGGACUUAGAGAAACUGAAUUGACUCUACUCCUCCAUGUCCAGAGGUGUUUUCACAAACCAUAACAAGAGUUUUUGUUAUCCUUGUCCACAGAACAGAAGCUGAAAAAGCCUAUUGUUUGCUUUUCAGAUGGAUAAUUUAUGGUUUAAUCCUCAGCUUUAAAUUAGACUGAUUACUCUAAUUCACUGAAAGGCCUUAAAUUAUCUUCAAUGACUCUAGUCCAUAUAGUUUAAUGUAUCUUGAUUUUUUUAUUAUUAUUAUUUUUUAAUGUGCCUUGUCUUUUUGACUAGGCUCUGCAGGAUUGCACUAGCUCCAUAAUGCAGUAAAGUUGAUAACUGAAGAUUAAUUUUUUGAAAGGGAUCUUCCAUUAUUUUCAGAAGAAAAAAAGAUUAUUAUAGUUUGGUCCUGUGCUAACUGGAAGGUUUUAACUAGCCUCUCAUUGAAAGCACUUGAACCAGAGGCACAAAUGUACCCUAGACAAGUGCUGUGUAUGGGGAGAGCCUGUUUACCUUCAGCGAAUGCCUACAGGCUAUUUAUGGCAAUAUACUGCUUUGAACAUAAUUUAUUUUUCAUUGUGGGGGCAAAUAUGCAAUGGUUUGGCCCAAAAAUGUAUUUUCAUUACAGUUUGUAAUGCUUAUUGUGUGUGUGUCAAAGCUGUCCAAACAGUGAAAAGAAACACAGAAUAUGAACCUCUUGCUUGUGUUUCUUUGUGGUCCAUCGCUAGUUUACAUUUAAUGCAGAACUGAACAAGAGGUGAAGAGUUCAAUGUGAAAACAGAAAAGUAUUGUAUAUGGAAAAAAAUAUAUCCCACAUGUACGGUUACAUAGAAAAGUAAAGAAUGCAUAGAAUGACCAAAUGUAAAUUGAAGAAAAUGGGCCAAAUGGAUUCUUAAUAUGCACUUUUAACGUGUAACUUUUGUAUGUUGUGUGGUACAUAUAUAUUUUGCUUUUGAUGAAUUAAUGAGGUACAGGUAAUUGUGGCUUAACUUUUUAGAUACGUUUUCAGAUGCCCACAGCCACAUGGGAUUUAGUUUUGUUAGAAAAGAAAAGCAUGUCUUUUUAAGACUCAUUUGAAGGUGACUAUUGCAAGCUUUCAUAUUUAAGUAACAGAAUACUUCUGCUUAUUUGAAAGAGGCACGUGGAAGGCAAAAUUGUGGAGGAGAGGCUUUCCCCAUCUCAGUGUGUGCACAGCUUCUGUUAGCACCUGGGAAGCUCCACAAGCAUCAGGAGGAAUAUUUCCCUGAAAUGUCAGAUGUGUCAGCAAGCAGAGACUUGCUCAGUCUUGCAUUUCAGUUAUUGUACUAGCAUUGUGGAUGGUUUUGGAAUUCUGCAUAAUGUGAAAAGGAUGAAACGUUUAUAAAAUGCUUGUCAUGGGCCAGUUCUUUAUUCCAUGAACCUUAGCUUUAAUACCAACUUCCUCAGUGUUUGAUAGCUUUGUUUACAAUUGAGAGGAAAAGUUUGCAGUAGUGCACUCUCAAAGUGUUUCCUGAGUUAUUACAUUGAGUUUACUGUAAUAGUGAUGUGUUGCAUUUCUUCCUUGGGAAGACUUGGGUUUAGCAGUGGGGAUUGGGAGGAGAUCUCACCUAAUUUAUGAUCGUGUUUGGAUAAAGGCUUUAGUUUGCCUAUUAAAAAUAAAAAUAAAAAAAAAAAGUUAUGCAGGGAACAGAGAGGAGGAGUUGUUUACUCUCUUACAGUCUCUUUCCAUCCUCAUUUCAUUAAGGUUCUUAUGAAUUGCUCUAAAUGAAGUUUUUAGAGGAAAGAAUGUAUACUUUUAUACUCUGGCCAUUAGCAAAGGCAAAUUGGAAAAAAAGCCCACACCAAUUUCUUAACAAAAUAGUCUCUAAACAUGCAUUUUUCUUACCUUCCAACUAAAUCUUUUAUGAUGGAUAAAGUGUAAAACCAGAAACUUUAAUAGUACGUAAGGCAUCAAAUUAUAUAUUUACAGAGAUUUAUCCUUAUAUCAAUUUUUAAAUAUUUAUCUAAAAUAAGGUCUCACAAGCAUUUUUCACAGCAAGAUGUGAAGAUAAUGGUUCCCUCCAAAACAGUGCUGUUGUGGCUGCACUGUGUAAUAGAACACAUCAUACCCUCAUACCCAUCACCGGUAAAACUUGCAGCCCUAGCGCACUGAGUGACUUGAAUAUUUAGUACUGCAGUGAUUGUCCAGAUCAGCUUGAUCUGAAGUAACAACAUACAGUAAUCUAAUGGAAAGCUUAAGGAUUUUACAAAGACUUUUUUUUUUUUCCAGAAGCUUAAUAGCACACUUGUACCAAAAAAUGUCAGGCACUGUGCUGUGGUAUUACCUACGUUGUGAAGUGUCCACUUUUCAAAUUAGGCAGUGUAUACCGUACAUUACGCUGACAGGAGAGAAAACAAACCAUGUAAUCUGAUUGGAUUUGGGUUUAUUUAUUAUGUAUCUUUUUAAGUUUGGUCAGCUCUUAAGAAAGAGGCGAAACAGUUGCUGUAUUCUUAAGUGAGUGCACUAAAAUUCACCUCUUCUGUUCUUUAAACACAUGCGGUGUUCUUGUCUUAUUGGGGUGGGAUAGCUGUUAAUUGCAACCCUCUCCUUUGGAUUCAGUAGCUUGUUUUCAUCCCUUACAUCUCAAAUACUUGCCCUUCAAAGCAUCAGUUGUCAGUUCUAAGUGCAGCAGAUAGAAGACUGUGUAAUACGAUGGACAGAUUUUGGGUUUUUCUUUUUCAGGAUGAAAUCUUAGGAUUUUUUUCUUAGUUUUGUAUACAGAUUAGGAAUAUAUCGUAUGAAGGUGCCACGUUUUGGCUUGCCAACACUACUCCCUUGGAUAGAUGUGAACCACCGCUUGCAUACUUUUCUGGGGAGAACCCUGCAUGUGUGUCCUGUGUGUGUGCGUGUGUGUAUGUAUGACUGUGUGGUGUUUUUUGUCAAGAAUGACUUUCUAAAAAUAAGGACUCCAUUUGCUGUUAAAAUGCUAUUAUGUAUUAUAUAUAUUAUUAUUUUUAUUUUUUUUUUCCAUUUGAACCUCUCCUAAGGAGAUGCUUUGGGUGGAAGAGGCUUCAAUAAACAAUCCUUAUUUUCUAGUCCAUUUACUGCAUGCAGAAGUGUAAACACAUUGUGCCUUUUUAGGAAACUGUUGCGAUGAAGGGAAGAUUUAACAGGAAACAACAUCUUUUUAAAAGGUAUUUUUUAAAGGUGAAGGAGGGCAUUUGAUACGCAGUUGAGACAGAAGUUAUAGAUCAUGCCUUUGAGCUCUGUUGCAUGUUGACUCCUGCUUUUGCAGUUAAGUUUCGCUGCAAAAAGUGUGGAAUAACAGAUGUAAGUUGAAUAAUGGUCUAUUUUGUGAAAAUGUGAAAAUAUUUGCUGUUACAAGCUGAGUGUGUGUCAAAAUGUGAUAAUCAUGGACAUGAAGUUAGUUUUAUAAGUCACUCUAGUUCUGAUGUUUUUCUCAACAAUGAGUGUUUAACACAAAAUUCACCUUUCUACAGGUCAGUAGAAGGCCUACGUGGAGAUUAUUCCUUUUAAAUCCUCAUGGGAAGGCUUCUCCCUUGGGAGAAUAAAAUGACGUGCAGUAUUUGAAACUGUGUUUCAUAAGACAGUGAAUUGCAGAUGUGAGGUAUUGCUGCCUGAAAUGUUGUUGAGUUACGCUGAAUUUUACUAUUGGUUAAUAAAAUAUCUUGAUUUUUUUUUUUUUUUGACGAAUGGAAUGUUCUUUAUCUGAUGUUGACAGCUUCUGUAGUAAAGAGCUUAGCUCGUUAGCUAGCAAGACACUGACUUAAUUUCAUAACUUGGCUUCUGCUUACAGUAAAUGGACUAUGUUUGUAAAGGGAAUUCACUAUUUCAAGUGUUUUGCAAGGAACUUCACUGUAUUUGUAACCUGUUUUUUGAAGGCUUAAGAUAAAUGAGUCCUAUUUUAGAAAUCAAGCCAGUGAAAUGACUUGGACCUGUUUUGGGGUGGAGAUGAUUAAGAGAAUUCAGAUAUGUAAACAGUUGUAUCGAACCAUCCAGCCUUUUUUAUCAGCUGAUGUUAAUGGUGAAAUACUUUUUGUACCUUGUUGCUGAAAAUAUUUUUGCGUUUCAGCACAUCAAGUUACAAUAAAGUUGUUACUUAUACAGAA